AUGACGAAUGAUGAUAUUAUAAUAUUAGAAUCACACACUUUAUUUGAUAAAUUACCUAAGGAAAUUAUUUUUAAUAUAUUUAAUUAUUUAUCAUGUAAUGAUAUUAUUUAUACAUUCUUUUUAUUCAAUUCACGAUUAAAUCAUUUAUUAUUAGAACAUGAACAUUAUUUAAAUAAUUUAGAAUUACCAAGUACAAAUUUAAAUUAUUGGCAAAAUAUUCUUUCAAUAAUUGGAUCAAGAAUAAAAACUUUAAAAAUUUCUACAAUUGAUUUAUCUUUAUCAUUGGAUUUAUUUCCUAAUAUAAAAUCUAUUAUUAUAACUUCAUUAUAUGGUUUAUCAAAUAGAUCAUUACAAACAUUAUUAGCAAAUAAACAAUUUCAAAUAUUACAUACAUUUAAAAUAAAAAGUAAAAAUUAUCUUAAACCACGAUCAUCUUUAUUUUGUGAUAAUUUUGAACAUUAUUUAUUUACAAAAAUAUUCAACGAAGAAAAUCUAUUAGAAAUAUUUGAAUAUUUAACUUUAACAACAUUAUUUAGUAGAAAAAUAUUAAAUAAUCUUCAAAUUAAUUCAUCUCUUUUAUCAUUAACAUUAUGUUUACAUGAAUUUAUUGAUAUAUUUUCUGUUCUUCAAUAUACACCAAAUUUAAUAUAUUUAAAUGUUAAAACAACACUAAGUGAUACUCAUAAAAAACAAAAUGAAUGUAUUAAUAUAAAUAAUAUUAAAUUAAAACAAUUAUAUUUAACAUUUGUUAUGAAACAUUCUACACGAUUGCAAAAUGUUGAUCAACAACUAGAUUUUCUUCAUUUAAUAAGUGAUAUAAAAUUAUUUUCAUCAACAUUAAUUUGUUUAUCAAUGAAUUUUGUUGAUUUAAAUAUAAAUGAUAUAGAUGAAUUUCCAUUAAAUGGUUUUAAAUUACAACAUCAAUUAUUAGAAUCAAUGAUAGAACUUAAACAAUUUUAUCUUUAUUCAAAAGUUAAACAAGAUCAAUUUAAUAUUGAUAAUGUUAUAUCAACAUUUAAAGAUCAAUUUUGGUUUGAUCAUAAAUGGUUUGUUGGAAUGCAUGGAAAUUAUUUAUAUACAUUACCAUUUACUUUCAAUGAACUUUAUGGUUUUAGUGAUUUUGAUGAAAUCCAAUCGAAUCAUGAUGAUAUUUUACAUUCUUCUGAAAUAUGGUAUAAUGUUAAAUUAAUUGAAUUAGCUCGAUCAAAUAAAUUUGAUUUAAAUUUAAUAAAACAAAUCAAAAUUCGAAUGCCAAAAUUAAUUUCAAUUAAAUUUAUAUCAAGUGGUUUAUUUAGUUAUUCUGACACAACUGAAAAACCAUCGGUAACUGAACAAGAAACUUUAACAAAUAUUGAAACUGUUGAUUUAAUUGGUGGUUCAAUUGAAAAUAUAAAACAAUGGUUAAUCUAUAUUUUACCAAAUGUAAAACAUUUAAUUUUAUCGUAUACUGGUUUACCAUUAUUAAAUAGUCACUUAAGUUUAAAUUUAGAUAAAAAAAUUCAACGAUUAGAUAUUUAUGAAUAUAGUAUUAUUGAACAAAUGAAUAUAACAGAUUAUUUUUAUUUUUCAAAUGUUGAACAUAUACAAUUAAUAUUAUAUAAUAUUGAAGGAAAAUUUCAAUGGUAUGUUAAGACUCUUAUGAAAAUAUUUCAAAAUUAUAAUCAAUUAAAAAUCUUAUCUGUAUAUAUUAUUGAUAAAAAUCAUGUACAAACAUAUGGUUCAUCAGAAGUUGAAUUAAGUAAAAUUAUUGAAUAUUUAAAAAUAAAUCAUAUUAUUAAAAAUUAUGAUGUUCAACGUCAUCGAGAAUGUGCACUUUUUUUAAAAAUAUAA
This is a messenger RNA of Adineta steineri, 1830 nucleotides long. The record is from the annotation of a GenBank genome assembly. NCBI's taxonomy places the organism in Eukaryota, Metazoa, Rotifera, Eurotatoria, Adinetida, Adinetidae.